UUUCUCAUAAUAAUUUAAUACUAAUUGGUUAAAAUGGAAGCUAAGCAAGACUUCAAGGAAGAACUUAUGGCCACAGCUAAGGCUAUUGCUAGACCAGGAUUCGGAAUCUUGGCUGCCGAUGAGUCCACUGGAACUAUCGGUAAGAGGUUCGCCCCAAUUGAGGUUGAGAACACCGAGCCAAACAGAAGAGCUUACAGAGAACUCUUGUUCACUAGCCCAGACAUCGAGAAGUACAUUAGUGGUGUAAUCAUGUUCGAAGAAACUCUUGACCAAGAGACCAAGGACGGAAAGAACUUCGUUGAGUUCCUUAAGGAGAAGAACAUCAUUACUGGUAUCAAGGUUGACAAGGGUGUCGUUAUUGUUGGAGGUACUGAGGAUGAGACUGCCACCCAGGGAUUAGACAAGCUCGGAGAGAGAUGUGCUGAGUAUUAUGCCAAGGGAGCUAGAUUUGCCAAGUGGAGAGCUGUCCUUAAGAUUGAUGUUGCCAAGAACUGCCCAUCUGAGCUUGCUAUCUAUGAGAACGCUCAUGGACUCGCAAGAUAUGCAUCCAUUUGCCAAGAUAACGGAUUGGUACCAAUUGUCGAGCCAGAAGUAUUGUGCGAUGGUACUCAUACUAUCGAAGAAUGUGCUGAAGCUUCAGAGAGAGUAUACGCUGGAGUUGUCAAGGCUCUUCAAGACCAAAAAGUCUUCCUCGAGGGAGCUUUGCUUAAGCCAAACAUGAUCACCCCAGGAAAAGAAGCUGCUGAAAAGGCUACCGCAGGAGAAAUUGCCUUCUACACUGUUAGAACUCUCAGCAGAACCAUCCCAGCCGCUAUGCCAGGUAUCCACUUCUUGUCUGGAGGUCAAUCCGAGGAGGAAGCUUCCCAGAACUUGAACGCCAUGGCUAAGCUCACUGACGUGCCAAAACCAUGGUAUCUAUCUUUCUCAUAUGGAAGAGCAUUGCAAGCAUCAUGCCUUAAGGCUUGGUUAGGAAAGGAAGAGAACAUCGAAGCAGCCCAGAAAGAAUUCAUUUCUAGAGCUAAGGGUAACUCAGAGGCUACUCUUGGCAAGUACGAGGGUGGUGGCAGCACUGAAGACUUGUACGUCAAGAAAUACGUGUAUUAAGCUCUUUG
This is a messenger RNA of Moneuplotes crassus, 1112 nucleotides long. Lineage: Eukaryota; Ciliophora; Spirotrichea; Euplotida; Euplotidae. The record is from the annotation of a GenBank genome assembly.